Molecule: messenger RNA, 2229 nt
Organism: Lodderomyces theae
Lineage: Eukaryota; Fungi; Ascomycota; Pichiomycetes; Serinales; Debaryomycetaceae
Exons: 1
Coding region: 1-2229 (742 amino acids)
Source: RefSeq, a predicted model, not a curated record
AUGUUGAUCAAAUACGUUACUUUAUUGCUUUACAUCCAGUUGGGGUUCACCUUACUUAUUCCACAUGUUUUGAAACCGCGGAUAUUUUCAUUAAGGUCAACCAAACAACGAUUACAAGCAACCAUAAACCCUUUGGUCCCCACCAGGAAAUUCAAAAAGGAUUUUUCCAUCUUCAGCUCGACCGAUGAGAGCGGUAGUGGCGCUGAGGAAGGCUACGUAAACAAUACGAGUGCCAACUUGACAGCAAAUAAUAAUUUUGUGAUAAUUCCUAAAGAGUUGAUUAACCCAACCAUGUUCUCGACGUUGGGAUUGAAUAAAUUGUUUGAUUUGGUUGAUGAUUUUCAUCUGGAGCAUGGCGGCCUGAAAUGGAUGAAUUUUAGCUUGGAGGAACAGAUCUAUAUUCCACAUGAGUUCAAGACGUACUUUAUAUUCAACACGAGCUCAAUCAAGCAGAGUAUGGGAUUGGACACAAUUCGUCAGAAACAGCAGCAGCAACAACAACAACAACAACAAGAGCAACAGCAACAGCAACAACCUUUCAGCUCACACACAUUGAACAAGUUUUUACUGCAUAUCGUUCCAUUUGACAUACCUGAACUAGUUGAACUUGUUGACUACUACAUGGUAUUGCCCAAUUUGCCUCAUUUACUGAAUUUAACAUCAUCGAUAUACCAUGAAGGGUUAUUGAGUUAUCCGAUGCUGCAGUUGCCCGUGUUUCGGACACAAAUGAGUCACAAUAAGCCAUUGAUUGUGUUUAUGUUUAAUGAAACUGAUGGUGCAAAUAGCUUGAUCAAUGAUGCAUCAGUCUCACCGUCAAAACACCAACAUAAUCAGCAUAAACUAGACCCAUCCUCAAAAUCAACAACCCAGAUUAUGUCCAUCAAGAAUUACUUGAAAUCGCCCGCUCCAUUUUCAACUUUUUUCGACAAGUUUGCUCGCAAUUGGAUUAAUCAAGUGGAUUACGACUCAUUGAUUCAUUCAGUGUUUUGCAACGUCAAUAGUCAAGAUGAAGAUCAUAGCUUUUGCUUGCGAUUGCGUAACCAAGUAGUUGACGUUGUUCCCGCAUUCAAGAAAUUUGUCGCCAUGUCCGACCCCAAUGUCGUUGCGGAUACAGUUGCAUCCCAAUUGAAACAAAAUGAGAAAAGCUACUCUGCAAGCCUAAGCAAUAACCUCAGCGACAAUCAUGAUGACAUUACAGUACAAAGCCAAGCGGUUAGACAGGUUCAUGACAAAUUACAAGCCAAAAAACAUGCCUUGACUAUGGCUGGCACCACUGGGGUCAAUUUGAUCCGUGAUCCCAAGCACGUGUUGCACAAAUUGGAUGAUUACAUUGACAACAAAUUAGAUGAUCAAAUGGAUAAACUUGGUAACAAGAAGUAUGAAAUUGCCGAGUCACUCGAUGACAAGAAAGAAGCCGUGUUAAUCUCACUCGAUUCCAAAAAGAGUUCGGCAUUCGAUUCAGUACGCGAUGCAAUGAGUGAUAAAAAAUCAGCCUUAUUUGAUGAAUUCGAUGUUGCUGUAGAGGGGGGGAAAUUUGUGUCUUUGAUUGAUGAUAAACGACAACAGGUCUCUGAUUUGAUUCAGCGUAAAAAGAAUGAUUUGCAAGAGUGGGAGUUCAAGCCACAAUUGUUUGAAAAGAAGAAGGAAAAGAGUCAGGACAAGAACAACAGCAACAAGGGUCAGGGUGUCAUUGAUAAAUUGAAACUGAAAUUGAGCCGUGAUGGAUCUGAUGACGAUGACUAUGAUUCCGACUACGACCAUCCCGCUUUAUAUUCUGAUCACUCUGAUGGCGAAGACCGCUACGACAAGCACAGUGAUGAUGGGAAGGAGUAUGUAAACAAGAGGAGCAUGAACUCCAUUGACGACACUCGUCUCGAUUCGUCUAGGGAAAGAGACCUUCAUGACGCAUCCAUACAACCUGGAGUCGGUGACUAUAUCGAACAAGGAGGCUUUUCAUUGCCGUUAUCAUUACUAAACUAUAAAGGGCCAUCGAACAAUAACGCAAAUACGGCUCUCUUUGAUACCGAUGAUGUUGUUAACGAGAUCGAAUCCAAUAAUCAACCACCGAGGAAAACCACCUACAGCCAAGUUAUGAAUUUGGACACGAUGUCACCCAUGAAUCAAAAACGGUCAUCGGACGAGGAGGAGAAGGAGCCAUGCCAACCAAUAACAUGGUACAAUAUCUUCCAUCACAGUGUUUUCGGUGAACCCAACUUUUGCAAAGAAUGA